Aspergillus pseudotamarii is the source of this 1119-nucleotide messenger RNA. Its product is annotated as cation-transporting P-type ATPase PCA1. Gene Ontology annotation, cellular component: membrane. NCBI's taxonomy places the organism in Eukaryota, Fungi, Ascomycota, Eurotiomycetes, Eurotiales, Aspergillaceae. The transcript has 4 exons. Bases 1 to 1119 code for a protein of 372 amino acids. Gene Ontology annotation, molecular function: ATP binding; transporter activity; ATP hydrolysis activity. The record is from RefSeq and is a predicted model, not a curated record.
AUGAGUCUCGUUGACGAUGGAACCAUCGGUGUCUCUAUUGAUCAGGAGCUAAUAGGAGCACGAGAUCUGGUCGAAUAUGGCCGGGCGAGUCCUGUCGGCCUGGCUGCUCCUAGGCCUGAUCCGACACUGCAGGCUGGAGUCAAGCACGCCAUCACAUAUGCUAUCACAGUCCUAAUUGUCUCUUGUCCUUGCGCGAUUGGUCUGGCAGUACCUACGGUCAUCGUUAUUGACAGUGGCAUCGCUGCCGAGCGAGGCGUCAUCUUCAAGGCUGCGGACAGCAUAGAGCUCGCUUGCAAAACUUCCCAUGUGGUAUUCGACAAGACCGCAACUCGCACGCAAGGCAAAGUCACCGUUGCGGUUGAAUAUAUAGAUAACACGAGCAAUUCCAUGUCGCUAGUUCUCGGUCUCAUAGGAAGUAACAAGCAUCCCAUCUCCACCGCCGUUACUGCACAUUUGAAAGCCAAGGACAUGACAGCGUCUACUGCCAUUGACACAAAGCUGCUGACCGGGAAAGGCGUAGAAGGGUCUACACCAGACCUCAUCCUCCGCGCAGGAAAUCCACGAUGGCUCAACCAAUCAUCUAAUCUACAGGUUCAAUCGACCCUUGAACGAGGCUAUACACCAUUCUGUGUCACAAUCAACGACACCCUCGCUGCCGUCUUUGGUUUGGAAGACUCAAUCCGUCUCGACGCUCUCGAAACCAUCACAAAGCUCCAGGAACCAGACAUAUCUGUCCACUUCCUCUCAGGUGACGACGGCGGCGCCGUCCGCUCCAUUGCAAGACAACUCGCCCUCCUCACGCCGCUCGAUCAAUCCCCCAGCAGGAAGAGCCCAGCAACAAUCUUCAUCGGCGAUGGCACAAACGACGCCAGCGCCCUCGCCACCUCCAUAAUUGGCCCUACUCAGCAUCCCGACGAUGAUCAGCAUCGCGAGGAAGCGGUGCGGCAGAUCAAAUUCAAUUUCAGCUGGAGCUUUGUGUAUAAUCUGUUUGCCGUCUUGCUUGGUGUGGGGACAUUUGUGGAUGCCGGAAUUCCGCCAGAGUUUGCGGGCUUGGGAGAGUUGGUUCGUGUCUUGCCUGUUGUUUUUCCGGCUGUGCUCUUAAGAUGGGCUAGGGCUUAG